This is a messenger RNA of Aspergillus wentii DTO 134E9, 336 nucleotides long. RefSeq lists its product as uncharacterized. NCBI's taxonomy places the organism in Eukaryota, Fungi, Ascomycota, Eurotiomycetes, Eurotiales, Aspergillaceae. Bases 1 to 336 code for a protein of 111 amino acids. The transcript is spliced from 4 exons. The record is from RefSeq and is a predicted model, not a curated record.
AUGGCCUCCGCACCCGCCAAGAAGGAGUUUUUGUGUAUUUUGCCCGAUAAGCCGGGUGUUGUGGAGAAGAGGUUGGAGGUUAGAGGGGCUCAUUUGGAGAAUGUCAAGCCGCUCGUUGAGCAGGGAUCUGUUGUUAUUGGUGGAGCUACAUUCGACCACCACCCCACCGGAGGCGAAACUCCCGCUUUCAAUGGAAGUAUGCUCAUCGUCGUGGUGGAAAAUGAGGAGCAGGUGUGGGAGAUUUUGAAGAAUGAUGUUUACGUUAAGAAUGGAGUGUGGGAUUUGGAGAGGGCGCAGAUUAUUCCGUUUAAAUCCGCUGUGAGAACCGCUUUGUAG